Messenger RNA from Capra hircus (goat), 4863 nucleotides. It is a transcript of the gene EGFLAM, whose product is annotated as EGF like, fibronectin type III and laminin G domains. The transcript has 22 exons. The record is from RefSeq and is a predicted model, not a curated record. Bases 504 to 3410 code for a protein of 968 amino acids. Gene Ontology annotation, molecular function: protein binding; calcium ion binding. Lineage: Eukaryota; Metazoa; Chordata; Mammalia; Artiodactyla; Bovidae.
UGACUCUGUUCAGGGCUGGGAAAAUAUAAACUCAGUGGAAGACAUGCUUCUUGCUCUCCAACUGCCCACAGUCAAAUUUGGUGACCAAAGCAGAAACAUGGGAAAUGAUAGGGAGUCACUGUCGUCAGUAAGGACAGAAUAAUGUAAAACCUGAAUGAAAGUGAUGGGGUGGACAGGUAAAGUGGAGAAGGGGACAGAGAAUGCAUUUCUACCUCUGAGAGGUAAACGACUGGCCUUUAAAAAAAUAUUUUCUUUGAAAAGUGUUUUUUUAAAAUGAGUCAGCGUUUUUAAGUUAGGAGAUUUCAGAUAAAUUCUUGGAAUUCUUGAAAUCUCUGUGAAUAUAUCCUCACCCCAGGCCCACAAGCCUGCUGGAGCUGAGCCGUCCACUGGGCUGUAAACUCCCCACGACACCCCAGACCCACCAUUCCCUCCUGUCUCCCGUUCACCAAGGGAGAGAAGGCAUUUAUCAAGCCCUUAUCCUGUCGUCAUUUUAAAGCAGAGAAAUGUAUUUCUGGAUUCAGGUCUUUUACUCUGAGGUCGGCGUAGACAAAUCCCUGCAGGAGCGGUCCUACGGUGUGCCGCCCAGCCUGAAUACCCCGACCUCUGGACGAUUGGAUCAUCAGAUGAUUUUUGAGGAAGUGAUCGGAGAUUUGAAACCAGGCACUGAAUACCGCGUGAACAUGGCAGCUUACAGCCAGACUGGCAAAGGGCGGCUUAGCUCUCCUCAGCAUGUUACCACUUUGCCCCAAGCAAAGACUACAGCCAACUCCAGUUUGCUGUCCUGCCUAGAUUCCUGCCUGCCUCCAACAGCACCCCAGCAGCCGCACGUCAUUGUGGUUUCUGAUUCCGAGGUGGCCCUGUCUUGGAAACCUGGAGAAAGUGAAGGAAGCUCUCCUAUUCAGUACUAUUCUGUGGAAUUCACCAGGCCAGAUUUUGACAAGAGUUGGACCUCAAUCCAAGAACAGAUCCAGAUGGAUUCCAUGGUGAUCAAGGGCCUCGAUCCUGAUACCAACUACCAGUUUGCUGUGAGGGCCGUGAAUCCGCAUGGUCCCAGCCCUCGAAGUCAGCCCAGCAGCACCAUCCGAACUGCCCGUCCCGAGGAAUCUGGAAGUGGGCGCUAUGGACCCCAUUAUGCAACCGACACAGAGACUGGCGAGGAUGAUGACACAUUUGAAGAUGACUUAGAUUUGGAUAUUUCCUUUGAGGAGGUUAAACCACUUCCUGCUAUCAAAGAAGGGAAUAAGAAAUUUUUUGUGGAAUCCAAGAUGGCGCCUCGACUGAACCCAAUGACUGUUUCUAGGCUUGUCCCCCCAACCCCAGCAUCUCUCCCCACAGCUGCAGUGGCUCUGCAGCCCACUCCAGUGGACAGGAAGGGAAAGAAUGGUGUGGCUAUGAUGCCAAGGCUUUUUGACAUGUCUUGUGAUGAAACUCUUUGCUCUGCUGACAGCUUUUGUGUCAAUGACUACACCUGGGGGGGCUCUCGAUGCCACUGCAACCUGGGCAAAGGUGGUGAGAGCUGCUCAGAAGAUAUUGUUAUACAGUAUCCUCAGUUCUUUGGUCAUUCCUAUGUAACCUUUGAACCUUUGAAGAACUCUUACCAGGCAUUUCAAAUUACUCUUGAAUUUAGGGCAGAGGCAGAGGACGGCUUACUUCUCUACUGCGGGGAGAAUGAGCAUGGCAGGGGGGAUUUCAUGUCCCUGGCUGUCAUCCGGCGCUCUCUCCAGUUCAGGUUUAACUGUGGAACUGGGGUCGCCAUCAUUGUAAGUGAGACCAAAAUCAAACUCGGGGGCUGGCACACCGUUACGCUCUACAGAGAUGGGUUGAACGGGCUGCUGCAGCUGAACAAUGGCACCCCAGUGACAGGCCAGUCCCAGGGCCAGUACAGUAAAAUUACCUUCCGGACACCUCUCUAUCUUGGUGGCGCUCCCAGUGCUUACUGGUUGGUGAGAGCAACAGGGACAAACCGAGGCUUUCAAGGCUGUGUGCAGGCACUCACUGUUAACGGGAAGAGAUUGGACCUGAGGCCCUGGCCGCUGGGGAAAGCGCUCAGCGGGGCCGAUGUGGGGGAGUGCAGCAGUGGAAUCUGUGAUGAAGCCUCGUGCAUCAAUGGUGGCACCUGCACGGCGAGCAAAGCCGAUUCCUACAUUUGCCUCUGUCCCCUGGGCUUUCGAGGUCGACACUGUGAAGAUGCUUUCACCUUGACCAUUCCUCAGUUCAGAGAGUCUCUGAGGUCCUACGCUGCAACCCCCUGGCCUCUGGAGCCCCGGCAUUACCUUUCCUUCAUGGAAUUUGAGAUCACAUUUCGGCCGGAUUCGGAAGAUGGCGUGCUCCUGUACAGCUAUGACACGGGCAGCAAAGACUUCCUGUCCAUCAACAUGGCAGGGGGCCACGUGGAGUUCCGCUUUGACUGUGGCUCUGGGACUGGUGUUCUCAGGAGUGAAGAGCCCCUCACCCUGGGCCACUGGCACGAGCUGCGUGUGUCCCGCACAGCAAAGAACGGCAUCUUGCAGGUGGAUAAGCAGAAGGCGGUGGAGGGGAUGGCAGAGGGAGGCUUCACCCAGAUUAAGUGCAACUCGGACAUUUUCAUUGGUGGGGUCCCCAAUUAUGAUGACGUGAAGAAGAACUCGGGCAUCCUCAAGCCGUUCAGUGGGAGCAUCCAGAAGAUCAUCCUGAAUGACCGGACCAUCCACGUAAAGCAUGACUUCACGUGGGGCGUGAACGUGGAGAAUGCAGCCCACCCCUGCGUGGGGUCCCCCUGUGCCCAUGGGGGCAGCUGCCGACCCAGGAAGGAGGGCUAUGAGUGUGACUGCCCCUUGGGCUUCGAGGGGCUGCACUGCCAGAAAGCGAUCACAGAAGCUAUUGAGAUCCCGCAGUUUAUUGGCCGCAGUUACCUGACAUAUGACAAUCCAGAUAUUCUCAAGAGGGUGUCAGGAUCAAGAUCAAACGCGUUCAUGCGGUUUAAGACAACUGCCAAAGAUGGCCUGUUGCUGUGGAGGGGAGACAGCCCCAUGAGACCCAACAGUGACUUCAUUUCCUUGGGCCUUCGGGAUGGAGCCCUGGUGUUCAGCUAUAACCUGGGCAGUGGUGUGGCAUCCAUCAUGGUGAAUGGCUCAUUCAAUGAUGGUCGGUGGCAUCGAGUCAAGGCCGUUCGGGAUGGCCAAUCAGGAAAGAUAACCGUGGAUGACUAUGGGGCCAGAACAGGCAAGUCACCCGGCAUGAUGAGGCAGCUCAACAUCAACGGAGCCCUGUAUGUGGGCGGAAUGAAGGAAAUCGCUCUGCGCACUAACAGGCAGUACAUGCGAGGCCUCGUGGGCUGCAUUUCUCACUUCACACUGUCCACCGAUUACCACAUUUCCCUGGUGGAAGACGCCGUGGAUGGGAAAAACAUCAACACUUGCGGAGCCAAGUAACACCAGCUGGCCCUGCCCAAAAGACCGAGCCUUCUAUCCCGAGAGUCCCAGGGGCCCGAGACCCUGCCGGACACAGAGGCAUGGGGACCAGGAGUGUGUCUUGUCCUCAAGGAGCAAGUUCACCCUGAUGGGAAACUAGAACCGAGGCGGGAGUCCCUCGGUGGCCUUUCCUGCUGACACUCUGUGGGCCAAACCCAACGGAACACUCUGUGUAGGAAGCCUGAGACUUUGUCCACUGAGUGUGAGGUGGCUGCCAGAGAGCACACAUCAAGGCGAAUUUCCGAGCCCGUCUGCUGUAGUUCAAUGACUGUGUUGUGAUUCAUAGUUCAUUUUUUAAAAAAAAGAGAGAGACCCAAAGGGCAGUAUUAAAAUACUUCUCUCCUCUCCUGACUCAUCACACUCUUACUGACAGCAGAAUGACUGUAAAACCUUGAACCUCAAUUUUCUCACUUCGGCCCAUGAAUAACUAGGAUUAACCCCUUCCCCUCCUCGCUGCAUUCAAUGUGCUUUGACUAUGAAAAUAAGGAUGAAGGGAGACUAGAGAUAGAAUCAUAAUUAUGAAGCUGCCCCCCACCCCCGCCAACCCUGGAAAGUUUACCUUUAAUGAGAAAUCCUUACUUUUUAUAAUGCAAAUCUCAGAAAACGGGCACCAUGAUUUUGUAGCUGUCCUUUUGUAUGUGUAUAUUUUUAUAGCGACCGACUGUCCAUGCGGUAUACUUUCGCGAGUUUGAGUGGACGACCCCGAGUUCUUCGCACACUUCCUAGAAUUUUCUCCCAAAGGAGACUUGUCUGGGCCCUUUGUGGCAUCAGCAGUGUGGGGUGGGCACCUUGGGGAGCUGACCAUUCCCUCUUGGUAAAGGAUGGCUCAAAGAGGCAAAUAUGAAGCUUCCCGAAUAAGCAGAUGAGAAGGCACCUGCGUUACUGAGGUGGGUCACUGUCUUGGUUUUGAGAGAGGGGGAUGUCUGUAGUACACUUGAAUAAAGGAGAUGAAGGCUACAGUGCAUUCAUUUGGUUGUUCAUUCACCCAUGGAAGGCUUACUGGUCCCUCCCAGGGCCGUGUCCAGAAAUGGACAUGAAUACAGUCAAGUGUUUCUGAGGCUGGGUAGGGGGCACCCUCGGCCUGGUCUGAGCAUCUGGACAAGAAUCAGGGAAGCAAGGUUGCUUCCUUGGGAGCCAUCGUGGUACCGCUCAGCCAGCUCAUGAGUGACCCUGGGGACGGCGGGCUCCCUGGCAGAUCCCCCGUGCUGGGACUUGUGAGGGAGGUGAGAUGAAUGCUGCUACCAACCUAAGAGGAGGGAGAUAUGAUCCACCUCACAGAGGCACCUACGAGUAGCUCUACUCUUGCUUGUGCAGCAGGCUCUCAGCGAAGGCUUGAAACUUUGCACCAAGCACCGUUCUAGGCACAUUAAGAGUUCUAAAACUGAAUAAAUAAACUAGAGACAUUCACCUUGCA